Molecule: messenger RNA, 3558 nt
Organism: Rhododendron vialii
Lineage: Eukaryota; Viridiplantae; Streptophyta; Magnoliopsida; Ericales; Ericaceae
Exons: 5
Coding region: 158-2221 (687 amino acids)
Biological process (GO): regulation of DNA-templated transcription
Molecular function (GO): DNA binding; zinc ion binding
Source: RefSeq, a predicted model, not a curated record
UUCAAGUCUCGAUGGAACCUUUCUUUUCGUUUUACCGUACUCAAUCCUCUCCCCAUUCAAUUCCAUCUUUCUUCCGGACUCUACUGCUUAAUUCCUGUGUAACGAUAUCUACUGUACCUCCUCUCUCUCUCUCUCUCUCCGUUUUGACACCUGAAAAAUGGAACCACGCGAAACCCCAGAGAUCGAGAAAAUCGUAGAAACAGUGGUAUCAAUACUAAAACAGUCGGAUUUGGAGGAAGCAACCGAGCAGAAGGUCCGAACUACGGCCGCCGACAAGCUCGGCAUCGACCCUUCCGAGCUGAGCUACAAGUGGAUCGUCCGGCGCUGCGUCGAAGCGUACCUGCUCUCACUCGACGACGAUGAAGAAGAAGAAGGAAACAAGGACAAAGCACAAGAGCUGCUACACCAAGGGGGGUUUAAACAAGGCCAGAAGAGAAAGCCUAACUCGCUCGAUGAAGAAGAAAAAGUUGAGCCAAACCAAAGGCCAAAACAAGAUGGGGAUCAAGUUAUAUGCAAGCUUUGCCUUUCAGAAAAAAGGAGUUUGGUAGUUCACGAUUUUGGAGGGAAAACUUUGGUGUCAUUCAGAGACUACUCCGAAAAGAACGGAAAGCUGCUUCCCUCUGCUAGAGGAAUUAGCUUGAGUACUGAACAGUGGUCAGCAUUCAGGCAAAGGGUCCCUGAUAUACAAGCUGCCAUUACAAAAUUGGAAUCAUGGAUAAGAUCUAAAGAUGCUGGAAAACACAUGGAGACAGAUAUGUCAAACUCAGCGGCUGCUCUUGCUCAAGGACUCGUUCCUAUGGAGAUGAAGCAAAGCAAAGAAGAUAUAAAUGAUUUAUUUGACUCUCCGACUGCUUCUGCUCCUCAAGGAGUCAUUCCUAUGGAGACUGAACAAGUAGAAGCAGAUGUGUCUAAUGUGUCUGCCCCUCAAGAAGUCAUUCCUAUGGAGACCAAACAAGUAGAAGCAGAUGUAUCUAAAGCUGUGGGAAAACAAGUUGAAUCAGAUAGAUCUAAUGCUGAGACUGCUUCUGCCCCUCAUGAACUCGUUUCUAUGGAAACAAAACAAAUAGAAGCAGAUAAAUCAAAGUAUGUGACUACUUCUGCCACUAAAGGAGUCAUUCCUAUGGAGACAAAACAAAUAGGAUUGGAUAUAACAAAUUUUGUGACUGCUUGUGUCACUCAAGGAGUCAUUCCCGUGGAGAAAAAUCAAAUAGAAGCAGAUGUAUCUAAUGCUGAGACAACAAAGAUUGAAGGAUAUAUAUCUAACUCUGUGACGACUACUUCCCCUAAAGGAGUCGUUGCUAAUCGGCCAAAACACACACAAGCAGAUAUAUCGUAUUCUGCUUUUGCUUUUGGCCUUCCAGGACUGGUGCCUAGUAAGACCACCCGUCUUGACGGGAAAAAUUACUAUUGUUGGGCGCACCAAAUGGAAAUUUUACUGAAGCGAUUGAAAAUUGCAUAUGUGCUUACUGACCGACGCCCAAGCAUUGCCGAUAGACAAAAAGCCAGUUUUGAAGAAAUUGCUCGAGCCAAAGCUGAAGUGCAAAAAUGGUUGAAUGAUGACAACCUGUGCCAUCACAGUAUCUUGAGCUGUCUCUGUGAUAAUUUAUUUGCUGAAUACUCCAAGAAAACUAAGAGUGCAAAAGAGCUUUGGGAGGAGCUUAAAUCAGCUUACGGCGAGGAUUUUGGAACCUCGACAUCUAAGGUGAACAAGUACAUGCAGUUUGAGAUGGUCGAUGGAAUAUCGGUUCUUGAGCAAGCACAAGAACUUUGUAGGAUAGCUGAUUCUAUCAAAGCUUCCGGAAUGUGGAUUGAUGAACACUUUCAUGUUAGUGCGAUUAUUUCUAAGCUUCCUCCAUCUUGGAAGGAGUAUCGCCGAAACUUGAUGCGCGAGAAAUAUAUCACUGUUAUCAUGUUGAUGCAUCGCCUGAGAGUAGAAGAAGAGUCCCGGAACCAUGCCGAGAAAGAGGGGUUUGCUCACGUUGGGGAGUCGAGGGAAGAUAAUAGACUCGAAUUGGAAAAGGGAGAUUUCAAGAGGCCAGCAAUGCACUCGGAGAUGGAGAAGGGUAACAAGCUCAUAACGUGCUUUAGAUGUGGCCAGAAGGGGCACAUUAGUAGAAAUUGUCGACAAAGGAUGGUGUAUGUCAGGGAGAAGUCAAGCGAGGGGAAUGAAGUUGUUCCCGUAGCUGGUGAACCAAACACAGGGAAAGGAAUGGUAGAGUAGUCAAGUUCGGCUCCUCGCCAAUUCUCCAAUAAUUGGAGGAUCUUCCAAUUCAAAUCUAUCGGUCAUGCUAUUCACCUCAUUAAGAAGCCAUUUGGUUGAGCACACAGGAAAAUCUCUCUCCCAACCAGUAGCGAUGAAAAAUAUCGAUGGCUAUAGGAAAUCUCUCUCUCUCUCUCUCUCUCUCUCUCUCUCUCUCUCCUAAUGUGUCUUCACCGACGAGCCACCACCAUCACCACCCUGCCUCCUCCAACCCGAACCACUGCCUCUCCCUCUCCCUUCUCGUCUCCCACUUCAUUACAUCCCCUUUGCUUACUCGUUGCCAUGCACACUUGACACCACUACAUUCACCACCAAACAAACUAAACUGACAUUGAUAGAAUUUUCUGGGUUUUAAUUUUCCGAUCAUCAAAUGGAGAUCGGAUUAACCAGUUUUUUUUUUCAUAAAAUCGAAUGGCCAAUCAAUUUUGUCUAUUAAAAACAGUCAAGUUUUUAAUUGAUGCCUGAGCAAAAAAAAAAUUUUCUGAUUGAUUGAAUAAUCUCAAUGAUUAACUCGAGGUUGGCCGAGUGGUCUUGCCUUGGAUCUUAGCGGUUUGCUCCCUCCUGAGAUUUUAGAUUCACUUUUUCUUGUCAACAAUUCUUGGGCUAUCUCAUCACCACGCGGAAAAAAGUGAAACGGCUGUGGAAGAGGCUAUAGAGAAUAGUGAAUAGUCUGAGGUGCGCGCAAGUUAGCCAAAAAAAUGAUCUCAAUGAUUUGAUGAUGUCUAGUUUGGGUCAUGAUGUUUUUUAUCGCUACUGGUUGGGUGAGAGAGAAAUUUUCCUGUGUGCUCAACCAAAUGGCUUUUUAAUAAGGUGAAUAGCAUGAUAGUGACAUUUGAAUUGGAGGAUUCUCCAAUUGUUGGAGAAUUGGAGAGGAGCCGAACUCACUAUGGUUUGUCAUGACGAAGCCAAGGGUUGAAGUUUUCAGGUCUUUCGGCAGUUGUCCAGUAUUUUAUGGGUCAUAUUUGUAAAGUUCUAUAGAAAUUAUACUUACUGUAGGGGCUUUUCUAACUCGAAUGGUAUCACUGGUUCUGCAGAUCUUACCCUUUCGGGAGGGAUACUUGCUCAAGUUCCGUAAGGUAGAGCUUGCUCUCAGCGAAGACUAGCACGAGAGGGCAUAGCUUGUUUCCACCACCGCUGUCCUUGUAAAAUCCUCGGCCUGUUUGUGUGUGUUACUAGCAUUGUUGUCUAUAGUGGCAGAGCCAGAAUUUGAACUCAGAGUGGUGCUGUUCGAUGAGAGUCCACUUGUGUUUCCGCAUGUUUUAUCUAUACUACUUCUUUUAAAUGUACGAAAGUGUUUC